CCAGGACCCUGCAUUCACUAUAUCUGGUCUCCCACAGUACACACAACAUGGAAAUGCAAUUAUUUUAGUAAAUAUAAACUGCUAAAUACCAUUUCUCAUCAGGAUUUAGAUGAGUCUUGUGACUGUCCAACAGAGCACUGGUUAAAGCUUGUAGGAGGAGUUUUCUUUCUGCUCUAGGAGGAUUCAGAACCCUCGACCUCUGUCUGGACAUUGCUGAUUGGCCCUAUGCUGAUCACAUGCACUCUCCCAAGAAAAAAAAAAGACCUCUCUAGUAAUACACACCAAACUGAGCAUGAGCAGAGUAACUCCACACGAUAUGUCUUAUCAGGAGAUAAGAAG
Messenger RNA from Staurois parvus, 339 nucleotides. The record is from the annotation of a GenBank genome assembly. NCBI's taxonomy places the organism in Eukaryota, Metazoa, Chordata, Amphibia, Anura, Ranidae.